Messenger RNA from Alligator mississippiensis (American alligator), 981 nucleotides. Its product is annotated as deleted in malignant brain tumors 1 protein. Lineage: Eukaryota; Metazoa; Chordata; Crocodylia; Alligatoridae. The transcript has 6 exons. The record is from RefSeq and is a predicted model, not a curated record. The coding region runs from base 1 to 981 and encodes 326 amino acids. Gene Ontology annotation, cellular component: membrane.
AUGGAAGUGGCAGGGAAGGACCUGGCCCAGGCUUCUGGAGCCAUUGGAGGAGGUGUUGAUGAACUGAAGCUGGUGAAUGGAGGAAGCCCUUGUGCUGGGAGAGUGGAGGUUAAACAUAAUAACGACUGGGGAGGAGUAUGUGAUAAGAACUGGAACCAGAAAAAUGCUGAGGUUGUUUAUUUCAUGGAUCUGAGGCUGGUAAAUGGUGGUGACUGUGCUGGGCGGCUGGAAGUUUUCUACAAUGGGACUUGGGGGAGUGUUUGCUCCAAUCUCAUGACUGACAUCACAGCAGAUCUUGUAUGCAAGCAGCUGGGAUGUGGAAAUGGAGGAGAUUUUGCAAGAGACUUUGCAUAUGGAGAGGGUUCUGGCCCCACAUGGUUGGACCAUGUUGUCUGCCUUAACCAGCACAGCUCCCUGUGGCAGUGCCCAUCGGAUCCUUGGGACCCACAGUCAUGUGAUAACCGAGCAGAAGAGACCCAUAUUAUAUGUUCAGGAAGAAAAGUGAACUCCACUCAGACCUUGCUAAACAAAUGCCCAAACUCCACAAGCUGCACAGACAAGGAGAAGCUGCGUGUUGUGGAAGGAAAGGACAGAUGCUCGGGGAGAGUGGAGGUUUGGCACCACGGCUCCUGGGGAACGGUGUGUGAUGAUUCCUGGGACAUGGCAGAUGCUGAUGUUGUGUGCAAACAACUGGGCUGUGGAGCUGCUGUAUCUGCCCUGGGAAAGGCUGCAUUUGGGGAGGGGACUGGCCCCAUCUGGCUGGAGAAGGUGAAUUGCAAGGGAACAGAGUCGUCUCUGUGGGACUGUUGUGCUGAGCCCUGGGGAGACAGUAAAUGCUACCACAAGGAAGAUGCUGCUGUGAACUGCUCUGGUGCGACACAGACAACAGCAUCGCCACUGAGAACAGGUAAAGCACACCCUCUGCCUCCCACUGAGGGUUAUAGUUUUCAGGUGCUGAUUUCCCAGGGCGAUAAGCUGUAG